Parascedosporium putredinis is the source of this 1173-nucleotide messenger RNA. The record is from the annotation of a GenBank genome assembly. NCBI's taxonomy places the organism in Eukaryota, Fungi, Ascomycota, Sordariomycetes, Microascales, Microascaceae.
AUGAGAAUCGGCUGUCUCCAGUUCGCCCCUGUUAAAGGGGAUGUCAAUAAUAACCUUGCCCGCGCAGACGGCGCUUUGCUCAAAUGCGACCCAAGUGAGCUAGCGGACUUAGAUCUUCUUGUCCUCCCCGAACUCGCGUUUUCCGGUUAUUAUUUCAAGUCCUUGAAGGAGAUAUUCCCCCAUCUAGAGCCUACUGGAGCUGGAAUCAGUAGUCUGUGGGCACGGACAAUCGCUCUCAAAUAUGGGUGUACCGUCGUGGUUGGCUAUCCAGAAAAGGUGGACAUGUCAAAAAACUGGCCCGCCUCUCCAGAGUACUACAACUCUUCUAUCAUAGUGAAUGCCGAUGGCGAAAUAGCGGGAGGGUACCGGAAAACCCACCUCUAUACCGUCGACGAGACGUGGGCACUGGAAGGCCAGGAUGGCUUCUUCUGCGGCGAUAUUGCGGGGGUCGAGAAUGUGACCCUCGGGAUUUCGACGGAUCUCGCGUUUGUCACCCUACACCGCCGCCCUAUCCAUCCCUUCUCCCUCAACAUGCUGGUAAGAGUAAUCUCACACUUAGCUAACACACUGCUUCACAGCCCGUAUCGGUUCCGCAGCGCCUUCACGGACCACGAGUUCGCCUUUCACGUCCUCAAUUGUCACUCGAAUCUUGUCGUCGUCUCCCUAGCUUGGCCGACAAGCCAGGAUGCUCACCUCUUUAGACGAGCACCUCAGGAGCCGGAUAUGGAAACCCUGAUGUACUGGAUGACCCGGCUCGGCCCCAUCAUUCAUCGGGAAACUGAUCAAGAGACCAUCGUCGUAUUCGCGAACCGGACCGGCGUCGACGACAAGAUAACCUACGCGGGGACAAGCGCGGUUCUUGGUAUUCGCGAUGGUGAGGUGAACGUUUACGGGAUCCUCGGGCGGUCGGACAAGGAAGUGUUGAUUGUUGAUACCAAUCAAGAGCCCUUGGGAAAACUUGUAUAUCGUCAAGACGGCCCUUUCGUCCAUGGGCAGACCGUGUACCCCACAGAGGAACAUCCAAAACUUGAACCUAGCCCGCCCCUCCACCGCCUCCUCCAGCACGUCCUCCUCGAGCAUCAUCGCAGACCAUACCAGGCACCCCCAGCCGGGCCAAGGCAAGUCCAGCAGUUGAGUCGACUUCGACACGAGUCAGGACAAAGGGGGCCAUGA